Condylura cristata (star-nosed mole) is the source of this 960-nucleotide messenger RNA. RefSeq names its product olfactory receptor 5T3-like. Gene Ontology annotation, cellular component: membrane. NCBI's taxonomy places the organism in Eukaryota, Metazoa, Chordata, Mammalia, Eulipotyphla, Talpidae. Gene Ontology annotation, biological process: G protein-coupled receptor signaling pathway; sensory perception of smell. Bases 1 to 960 code for a protein of 319 amino acids. Gene Ontology annotation, molecular function: odorant binding; olfactory receptor activity; G protein-coupled receptor activity. The transcript has a single exon. The record is from RefSeq and is a predicted model, not a curated record.
AUGCCCUCAGAUUUAGAUUCACACAGGAUUCAGCUGAAAAACGGGACGGAGGUGACCAUAUUUAUAUUAACAGGCUUCAGGGGUGACUUUGAGAUGCAAGUCUUCCUGUUUUUACUGUUUCUGGCAAUUUAUCUGUUCACCCUGAUAGGAAACUUGGGGCUGGUUGUGCUGGUGAUGGGGGAUUCCCGGCUCCACACCCCGAUGUACUAUUUUCUGAGUGUGUUGUCCUUCCUGGAUGCCUGCUAUUCCUCUGUUGUCACCCCCAAAAUGUUGGUCAAUUUCCUGUCAGAGAACAAGGCCAUCUCAUUUGUCGGCUGCGCCACCCAGAUGCUUCUCUUUGUGACUUUUGGGACCACCGAGUGCUUCCUGUUGGCCGCCAUGGCGUAUGACCGCUACGUGGCCAUCUACAACCCGCUCCUGUACUCGGUCAGCAUGUCCGCCAGGGUCUACGUGCCGCUCAUGGUGGCGUCCUACGUGGGGGGCAUCGUGCACGCCUCCAUCCACACAGGGGCCACCUUCAGCCUGUCCUUCUGCGCGUCCAACGAGGUCAGACACGUCUUCUGUGACAUCCCUCCUCUCCUGGCUAUUUCUUGUUCCGACACGCACAUCAACCAGCUCCUGCUCUUCUACUUUGUGGGCGCUAUCGAGGUCGUCACCAUCUUCAUUGUCCUGAUCUCCUAUGGUUUCAUCCUGUUGGCCAUCCUGAGGAUGAAUUCUGCGGAAGGAAGGAGAAAAGUCUUCUCCACGUGUGGCUCUCACUUGACUGGGGUGACCAUCUAUCACGGAACAAUCCUCUUUAUAUAUAUGAGGCCGAGUUCCAGCUAUGCUUUGGACCAUGACAUGAUAGUGUCGAUAUUUUACACCAUUGUGAUCCCCAUGCUGAAUCCCAUCAUCUACAGUUUAAGGAACAAAGAUGUGAAGGAAGCAAUGAAGAAAUUGUGGAGGGAAAUCAGUUCAUAA